Messenger RNA from Lipotes vexillifer (Yangtze River dolphin), 2048 nucleotides. RefSeq names its product ZFP91 zinc finger protein, atypical E3 ubiquitin ligase (gene ZFP91). NCBI's taxonomy places the organism in Eukaryota, Metazoa, Chordata, Mammalia, Artiodactyla, Lipotidae. The coding region runs from base 1 to 1716 and encodes 571 amino acids. Gene Ontology annotation, biological process: regulation of transcription by RNA polymerase II. The record is from RefSeq and is a predicted model, not a curated record. The transcript has 11 exons. Gene Ontology annotation, cellular component: nucleus.
AUGCCGGGGGAGACGGAAGAGCCGAGACCCCCGGAGCAGCAGGACCAGGAAGGGGGAGAGGCGGCGGCGGCCAAGGCGGCUCCGGAGGAGCCCCAACAACAGCCCUCUGAAGCGGCGGCGGCGGCCCCUGGGGGGACCACUAGCAGCCGCGUGCUGAGGGGAGGUCGGGACCGGGGCCGGGCCGCUGCGGCCGCCGCCGCCGCUGUGUCCCGCCGGAGGAAGGCCGAGUAUCCCCGCCGGCGGAGGAGCAGCCCCAGCGCCAGGCCUCCCGACGCCCCAGGGCAGCAGUCCCAGGCCGCGAAGCCCCCGUCUCCAGCUCAGGGCAAGAAGAGUCCGCGACUCCUAUGCACAGAAAAAGUAUCAUCUGACAAAGAUCCCAAGGAAGAGAAAGAGGAAGAAGGUUCUACCGUCCCUCAGGAAGUUUCCGUUGCUGCAGCUAAGCCUAGCCGGGGCUGGCGUAGCAGUAGCAGGACAUCUGCCUCUCGGCAUCGUGACACAGAGAACACCCGAAGCUCUAGGUCCAAGACUGGUUCAUUGCAACUCAUCUGCAAGUCAGAACCAAAUACAGAUCAGCUUGAUUAUGAUGUUGCAGAAGAGCAUCAGUCUCCAGGUGGCAUUAGCAGUGAUGAGGAGGAAGAGGAGGAAGACGAGAUGUUGAUCAGUGAAGAAGAAAUACCGUUCAAAGAUGAUCCAAGGGAUGAGACCUACAAACCCCACUUAGAAAGGGAAACCCCAAAGCCACGGAGAAAAUCAGGGAAGGUGAAAGAAGAGAAAGAGAAGAAAGAAAUAAAAGUGGAAGUAGAGGUAGAGGUGAAAGAAGAAGAGAAUGAAAUUAGAGAAGAUGAGGAGCCUCCUAGGAAGAGAGGAAGAAGGCGAAAAGAUGACAAAAGUCCACGAUUACCCAAAAGGAGAAAAAAGCCUCCAAUCCAGUAUGUCCGUUGUGAGAUGGAAGGAUGUGGAACUGUUCUUGCUCACCCUCGCUAUUUGCAGCACCACAUUAAAUAUCAGCAUUUGCUGAAGAAGAAAUACGUAUGUCCCCAUCCCUCCUGUGGACGACUCUUCAGGCUCCAGAAGCAACUUCUACGACAUGCCAAACAUCAUACAGAUCAACGAGAUUAUAUCUGUGAAUACUGUGCUCGAGCCUUCAAGAGUUCCCACAAUCUGGCAGUGCACCGGAUGAUUCACACUGGCGAGAAGCCAUUACAGUGCGAGAUCUGUGGAUUCACUUGUCGGCAAAAGGCAUCCCUUAAUUGGCACAUGAAGAAGCACGAUGCAGACUCCUUCUACCAGUUUUCUUGCAAUAUCUGUGGCAAAAAAUUUGAGAAGAAGGACAGCGUAGUGGCUCACAAAGCAAAAAGCCACCCUGAGGUGCUGAUUGCCGAAGCUCUGGCUGCCAAUGCCGGCGCCCUCAUCACCAGCACAGAUAUCUUGGGCACUAAUGCAGAGUCCCUGACACAACCUGCAGACGGUCAGGGUCUUCCUCUUCUUCCUGAGCCCUUGGGAAACUCCACCUCUGGAGAGUGCCUUCUGCUAGAGGCUGAAGGGAUGUCAAAGUCAUAUUGUAGUGGGACAGAACGGGUGAGCCUGAUGGCUGAUGGGAAGAUCUUUGUGGGAAGUGGCAGCAGUGGGGGCACUGAAGGGCUGGUCAUGAACUCGGAUAUACUCGGUGCUACCACAGAGGUUCUGAUUGAAGAUUCAGACUCUACUGGACCUUAGAGGAAGGGAAGACUUUGGGCACUGGGACAGCUAAGACUUUGUAUUUAAAAGACAAAAAGGACAAAAAAAAAAAAUUUAAAGCAUUUAAAAUCUAGUAAAAUAACUGAAGGGCCUGCUCUUUCCAUUGUGGAUCACAGCACACACGCGCACACACGCGCGCACACACACAUCCCCUCUUCUCCCUCUGUUGUCCCCUUUAAAAAAUUGAUGUUGCCUUUACCAGAAAGCUAGACAAAGAAAAAGCAGCAGUAGCUCUUAAAGUAACGGUUAUUCUUAUACUCAGUUCCAGCCAGGCAGACUUCCUGCUCAUCAGCAGAUCCCCCUUUUCAGCC